AUGUACGUGAGUUAUCUUUUGGACAAGGACACUAGCAUGUACCCCAAUUCCGUGCGACAUCCGAGCCUAAACCUGAACCCCCAGAACUUUGUACCCCCGCCACCCCAAUAUUCGGAUUUCACCGGAUAUCAUCACGUCCCAGGGAUUAAUACCAGUGACCCUCACCACGGCCAGACGGGUGGCUGGAACCCAGCAUACGCACCCCCACGAGACGAAUGGGCUCCUUACGGGCCGGGGUCAGGACCCUCCACCUCUAACCCGGGACAGAUCGGUUUCAGCCCACCGGAGUUUUCUCCCGUCCAACCACCGGGGCUUCUCCCGCCGCCGAUCAAUUCGCCUGUCGGCCAACUCUCCCCAAAUUCUCAGCGGAGAAACCAUUAUGAUUGGAUGAGGCGUAACGCACCGCCACCAACUCCAGGUGGGAAGACACGCACAAAAGACAAGUACAGAGUGGUGUACACGGACCACCAGCGGCUGGAGCUGGAGAAGGAGUUCCACUACAGUCGAUACAUCACCAUCAGGAGGAAAGCAGAGCUGGCCACCGCCCUCAGCCUCUCAGAGCGGCAGGUGAAAAUCUGGUUCCAGAACAGGAGGGCCAAAGAGAGGAAAGUGAACAAAAAGAAGAUGCAGCAACCGCAGCAGGCCUCCACGACCACGCCCACUCCACCCGGAAUCAGCGCCCCCAGCAACGUCGCCAUGGUGACAAGCAGCAGCAACGGUCUCGUGUCACCUUCAAUGCCGAUGUCUAUCAAAGAGGAGUACUGA
This is a messenger RNA of Megalops cyprinoides (Indo-Pacific tarpon), 765 nucleotides long. RefSeq names its product caudal type homeobox 1 b (gene cdx1b). Gene Ontology annotation, biological process: embryo development; regulation of transcription by RNA polymerase II; anterior/posterior axis specification. Lineage: Eukaryota; Metazoa; Chordata; Actinopteri; Elopiformes; Megalopidae. Bases 1 to 765 code for a protein of 254 amino acids. The record is from RefSeq and is a predicted model, not a curated record. The transcript has 3 exons. Gene Ontology annotation, cellular component: nucleus. Gene Ontology annotation, molecular function: RNA polymerase II transcription regulatory region sequence-specific DNA binding; DNA-binding transcription factor activity, RNA polymerase II-specific.